ACUGUUUUACAGUCUUUCUGGUCAGUGACGUCUGACUUUAACGUUCAGCCUCACUCAGACCGCUACAACAAAUACAAGUCUGAAGCAGAGAGAAGCAGAGAGCAUUUCAUUCCAAUGGUGUGAUUAUACAUGAGCGGUACAAACUGGGCGUAAAACCAGAUCUACUACAUCUAGAGACAUGAACACAUAUUAUUUCUUUUUUUUUUGUUUGUUUUAAAUGAAGGAAAUACAUUUCAGUUAGAUUUUGAUGAGCGCGGUGACUUCUUCGGAUAGUUGAUGUUGGCCUCACUGUCCACAAUGAUGUCACAUGGUUUCAAGAGCAGUAAACAGGACUUCACCUUUGGACCAUGGAAAGUGACUGCUGCCAAAAACCACAUCAUGAAAUCCAAAGACAUUGAACGAGAGAUGAGUGUCAUUGUUUCAGACUAUGACCAGUAUCCAGGUCAGCUGUUUAUUGUUUUCCUCUCCAGGUUAGCAGAAGAGAUGAGCAUGCCCUCCCUUCCAGAGAUGCUGUUUGGGGACAACGUCCUGCGAAUCCAACACACAGAGGGCUACGGCAUUGAAUUCAAUGCCAUUGAUGCCCUUAAGAGAGUAAACAACAUGGAGGAUGCUGUCAAGGUGGCCUGUGCUCAGGAAUGGCAGGAGAGCAGAGCUGAUUCUGAGCACUCCAAAGAGGUGGUGAGACCUUACGACUGGACAUACACCACUGACUACAGAGGCACACUGAUAGGAGACAAUAUGCAGAUAAAGGUGACUGAGACAGCAGAACGUAUUGACAUGGAGAAGCUGAAGGCUCGGGAACAGAUCAUGUUCUUUGAUGAUGUGCUGCUGUUUGAAGACGAGCUGCAUGACCACGGAGUCUCAAUGAUCAGUGUCAAAAUUAGGGUAAUGCCCACCAGUUUCUUCCUGUUGCUGCGCUUCUUCUUACGAGUGGACGGAGUGUUGAUAAGAAUAAAUGACACACGACUGUAUCAUGAGGCUGGAAAGAAUUACAUGCUACGAGAGUUCAGCACAAGGGAAAGUAAAAUUGCAGAACUAAAGAAUGUUCCUGCUGCACUGUACACUGAUCCUAAUGAGAUCGCCCAGCACUUAACCCUGAAGCUCACCGUGUGUGAGAAGCUGGAGCUUCCUGUGAUACAGCCUCAGACAGCUGUUAAUGAAGUCCUUCAGUGACCAGUAUACUAAAAGGUCCACACUGAUAUGUUGUGUGAUGAAAAGCAGAAAUAGUAGUCUUAAACCACAUCCUUAACCUUACAGUAACAUAACCAUUGAUUUCCCCUUUAAAUAUCUGAGGAAUAGUUUGUACAGGAAUAGUUUUUAUAUGUGACCAUUAUGAUGGUGUGUUCUUAAAACGCUGCAACUUGACUUGUGGCUGUCUCUGUUUUCAUGGUGCAUCUUUAUGCACUGUAAUAUAGAAUCGGUUACCCAUUUAACACUUUGGUAUAGCUCCUGGCUUUGGUCAUACAUGAGCUGAUUUUGUUUUAUGAUACAUUUUUCACUGUCCAAUUGAUCUGCAUUUUGACAUCCUGUAAGAAUUGGUAGGAUAGUUGAUUCCAUGCUUGUAAUGUUAGUAUAUCAACAAUGAUUGAUAAUGUAUUUGUAAAAAGCUACACAAAACAGCACUAAAGUCAAGGUCAUCAAGAAUUUCUGUAAAUAUGACUGCUGUAUUUUCUACAGUAACUUAUAGUAGGUGAACAAGCCUGAAUAUGUCUACCACAUGGCCAAAUAAAUUUUGUUUGUGUAAAUACA
Lates calcarifer (barramundi perch) is the source of this 1749-nucleotide messenger RNA. It is a transcript of the gene tiprl, whose product is annotated as TIP41, TOR signaling pathway regulator-like (S. cerevisiae). NCBI's taxonomy places the organism in Eukaryota, Metazoa, Chordata, Actinopteri, Centropomidae. Gene Ontology annotation, cellular component: cytosol. Gene Ontology annotation, biological process: TOR signaling. Bases 277 to 1173 code for a protein of 298 amino acids. The record is from RefSeq and is a predicted model, not a curated record. The transcript has 8 exons.